Anopheles coustani is the source of this 4154-nucleotide messenger RNA. RefSeq names its product hemicentin-1. The transcript is spliced from 17 exons. The record is from RefSeq and is a predicted model, not a curated record. NCBI's taxonomy places the organism in Eukaryota, Metazoa, Arthropoda, Insecta, Diptera, Culicidae. Gene Ontology annotation, molecular function: protein binding. Bases 1 to 2733 code for a protein of 910 amino acids.
AUGAUGCUGGCGGUCGGCGUGCGCUCCAUCGGCGCCUCCUACUCCGACACGGAUGAUCUAAUCAACGAGCUCGAUCGACCGAUUCCCAUCAACACGGUCAACGGAGUGCUAGGGAAGCAGGCCAGCCUACCCUGCGACAUUGCGCCACUGGAGCGGGACGAUGCCGUGUACAUGGUGCUCUGGUUCAAGGAGGACGACAACGAGCCGCUCUACAACUUCGACGUGCGCGGCCGGCAGGUGGCGCAGGCGCGCCUCUCCUCGUCGGAAAAGUACUUCGGCAAGCGGGCGUUCUUUCGGGCCACAUCGCAUCCGGCCCAGCUGCUUGUCGACGAGAUCAAGCUGUCGGACGAGGGCAUGUACCGGUGUCGGGUUGACUUUCGCAACUCGCCGACCAGGAACCUCAAGAUUAACUUCACUGUGAUAGUCCCUCCGGAUCGGCCCAUCAUCUACGAUUCGCGGCGCCGAGAAAAGGCCAACACGGUCGAGCCGUACAACGAGGGCAGCGACAUUGCGCUAAUAUGCGAGGUCAAAGGAGGACGCCCCCGGCCGAACGUCACCUGGUACCUGGACAACAGCGUCAUCGACGAGUCGUUCGAGACGCGAGCGGACGGGACGACGGUCAACCAUCUGUCCUAUCCGAACAUUGGCCGGCAGCACCUGGACGCCCGACUGAUGUGCGUCGCGAGCAACACGAACCUGACGCCGCCCAACAACAAGGUGGUCGUACUCGACGUCAACCUCAAACCGGUCGCCGUGACUAUCAUGUCGAGGGAGAAGUUCGUCUCGGCCGACAAGCGCUACGAGAUCGAGUGCAAGAGUUCCGGUUCGCGCCCGGAAGCGGCCAUCUCCUGGUGGAAGGGUACGCGGAUGCUCAAACGUAUCACGAAGAGUUUUUCCGAAAGCAGCAACCAAUCACUCAGCGUCAUCUCGUACACGCCGACGGUGGACGACGAUGGGAAGUACUUGACGUGCCGGGCCGAGAAUCCGCUCAUUCCGGACAGCGCAAUCGAGGACAAGUGGCGACUGGUGGUGCAUUAUAUGCCGAUCGUGACACUAAAAAUGGGAUCCUCGCUGAAUCCGGACGACAUUAAGGAGGGCGACGACAUUUACUUCGACUGCCACAUCCAAUCCAACCCGAAGCCCUACAAACUGGCCUGGUAUCACAAUGGAAACGAACUCCAUCAUAAUGUCACAGCUGGCAUCAUCCUGUCGGACCACUCGCUGGCCCUGCAGGGCGUGUCGCGCAGUCUGGCCGGAGAUUACACCUGCAUGGCGGCGAACACCGAGGGCCGCGGAACGAGCAAUCACGUCACACUUCGCGUGCGCUAUGCACCGGUUUGUGCAACGGACCGCGAAGAGCUGCUGGGCGCACUGAAGCACGAAACGCUGCAGCUGAAGUGCGAAGUGGACGCGUCUCCACCGGCCGAGUCCUUCCACUGGACGUUCAACUCGUCGGGCGAGCAGACGGAGCUGCCAUCCCGGUUGCACUCGAGCGAGACCGGUCUGUCGAGACUUAAUUACACGCCAACAUCGGAUCUGGACUAUGGCACGAUUUCCUGCUGGGGCCGGAACGCGAUCGGUGUGCAGAAGUCUCCCUGCGUUUUCCAGGUGGUGGCCGCAGGACGCCCGUUCGCGCUGCAAAACUGCUCCGUGUCGAACCAGUCUGCCGACUCGCUGCACAUCGAGUGCAUCGAGGGCUUCGACGGCGGGCUGCCGCAGAUGUUCCUGCUCGAGCUGGUCGAGGUGCCCGUCCUACGAUUAGUUAGGAAUUUAAGCCUGCAGCAUCCACCGGUGCAGUUCUUUAUCGAUAAUCUCGAACCGGGAAGCUCGUACCGGAUCAUCCUGUUCGCCGCCAACGCCAAGGGUCGCUCGGAGCCGGUCAUCAUCGAUGAUAUCACCUUCAAGGGUGUGGCCAGGCAGCUCACCGGCGUGUCCAACGUUAUGAAUGUUCCGUUAUCACCGGUAUUAGCCGCAUUAACACUCACGGUGGCGAUCCUGUUCGCCGUGGUGUGCAUCGUCCUGGCCACCAUGUACCGGCGGCAUGCGAGCAAAAAUACGACCAAAAAACUGAAACCCACCAAAAGCGCACAGUUGACCUCGACGCCGGACUGCCAGCUCGAUGCGACCGUACACCACCAGACGCACGAUCCGAACGGCAUCCAGACGCCGCUGGUGGACAGCGGUGGUGGAGGGGGAGGCGGAGGGCGCCGUGGCAGUCCCACCAUGAUCGGCGAACCACCGGAUGGGGAUGAAACGGAUCCGGAUGUGAUACCGAACCAGUACGAACGGAGGCCGCCAAAGACGACCCUACCGACACCGCUGUUCCGGAGCCCCUCGGCCCGGCUCAUACAGCGGAACGGGGGCGAGCAUCUGCUCCACGAGGAUGAGCGUCACUGUGAUGGGUCCAGCCUGGCGUCGCUGACGGGAUCGCACACGGAAGUGCACCAUUACUCCUUUAAGCCUAGUAAACAAAUCAGUUACGCCACCCUUGGCCGGGCGAACAACAGUAGCGUCACGUCGACGCUCAGCCCGCUUAGUCAGCAGCCAUCGACGGCGACUUUGCCGCUACCCUCGCUGCCCUCAAUGUCCGUCGCCAGCGUGGGAGCCGUCGGGAGCCUGCUCAGCAGUCCGGCCUCGCAGUCGUCCGGUCUGGUCACCUCGACGCUGAACGAGUACCGGUUUCGGCCCGAGGUGGUCACCACCUCCAAUCGAAUACAGGAAAGUUGUAUAUAAUGUGUUUCUAUGCGUGUAAGUGUGUGUGUGUGUGUGUGUGAGGAUGUAUGAAAGGACAUGUAAAGAAAGUAACCAGCGUGUUUGAUGUAAGUGUUCAACCGGUGAUCCGAUCAUCCCCCGUUGUUGACCGUGUCAUAGUUUGCUGCGCCUGGAAAAGUGUCCCCUUUUCCUCGAGCUCGAACCGCCCGAAGCCAUAUCCCGAUCGCAUCAACCAUAUCCCACAAAACCCAUCGUCCACCCUCUCCCAGGGUGUAGCCUCGAGAGUAUUUGAUUUUAGAGCGAUGUAAUCCGAAACGAAACUCGCCCAGCUUAAAAGUGGGAACGAAGAUUUCAUCAACCGUGUACAGUGUGUAGGUGUGGAUCCCAAGUGGACACAAGUGGACACAAGUGGACAUCCGUUAGCAUAAUGUUUCAUCCCCCGCAAAACCCGCCAGUAUUGCCAUCGUUCGGCCCCACCCCCCCAGGUUCAUCCCCAUUCGUAAGAGACGUCAUCGAUGUAUAUAGGUAGUAUAGGCAUAGUCCGCUAGAGUGACCCUUCGUUCCCCGUGUCCUGGUAGGGUAGUUGCUAGAGCAACCGGUGUAUGCAGACGGCAGACAGCUGCCAUUCGGUGUCACAUAUCUAAAACAAAACAAACAGAAAACAGAAAGAGAAGCUGAAAUUAUUAAAACAAAACACUUGCUGGAGGUGGAGUUUACAAGACAUUGCGUUUAUGACUGGACAAUAAACCCCGAUGAAACUUAUAGCUACAGCAGCAGCAGCAACGAAAUGUGUCCGUGGCAGAGUUUUGAUCCGAGGCAGGCAGCUAAACGAUGCACCUUGCUCUGGUUAGCGAACGAAUCAAGCGAACAGCGGAAGGUUGGACUGACUGAUUCCAUAUCAUAACGAACGAGGAAAAAAACUGAUUGACGAAAUUCCAAAGUAAGUCAAGAGCAAGCGGGCUAGGAUCUCGACUGGUUUUAAAAAAGGCGCCGCCCCGGGGAGUUCCGGGGAAGCGUAGUUUUCCUUCGCCACAACCAAGGCCCGAUGUCCGAAUGGGUGGUUUGAGAGAAUAGUACGUUGUUUCUGUCACUGUACAAAGUAUAAGAAAACAUGUAGUAGGAAAUACCAAAUAGUACUUACAGAAGGGAGAGAAGAAGCAACGGAAUGUGAGGAAAGUCUAGUUAAUUGUUUGGUUUUACCCCUAGGUUCGUGAAAGCUGUUUUAAUUUCAAACUAGAUAAAAAAAGGCGCGCCGUGGAACGAGCGAAAAACGAAUUAGAGAUAUAAAAAAAGAACAGCAAAAAAAGUGUUUAUCAUGUAACGCGCGAAGAAUAGCAAACAAAACAACAAAAUCUCAUGUAAUCGAGAGGAGGGUAGUAAAAAAUCGAGAAUGGAACGAAAGCAAAGAUAAUGAUGGUAAAAAUAAAAAAAAACCUAUGAUU